This is a messenger RNA of Triticum aestivum (bread wheat), 3018 nucleotides long. Its product is annotated as putative disease resistance RPP13-like protein 1. Lineage: Eukaryota; Viridiplantae; Streptophyta; Magnoliopsida; Poales; Poaceae. Gene Ontology annotation, molecular function: ADP binding. The transcript has a single exon. The record is from RefSeq and is a predicted model, not a curated record. The coding region runs from base 1 to 3018 and encodes 1005 amino acids.
AUGAGCUUAUCUUCCAUUGGGGUCAUCGGUGCCAUCAAUGAGUGUAUCACUUUGUUUCAGUGGGCCAAAUCCGCCAUUUCAUCUCUGCACUCCCGAUGGAGUGGCUCACAGCAGCAAGAUCUCCAAGGUCGUAUAUCACAGUUGGAGAGUGGCCUACAAGGUCUCAGGGAUACUCUUCCCAUAAUGCAUGACCUCAUUAAUAAAGCAGAGUGGAGGAGCCAUGAUGACGUUGUGGCAAGUCUCCUUCCGAAACUCAAGGAUUCAGUGUCUGACGCCGAGGACCUUAUUGAUGAGUUUAGUUGGUAUGAGAAGAAGGUGCAAGUGGAGGGCGAUGCAGGCGAGUCUCCUUUCAUUGAAUUCUUUGAUAGUGUAAUCCAAGGUAGCUUCAAUAAGCUGAAUGAUGCCCAAUUGAGAUUGGAUCGUCUUUCGAGUCAGCUAAAGGAUAUCGGGCUUCAUGGAGUUACACAGCGAUUUGAAAAAUUUGUCAGGCCGGAGACCACCUCUUUCCCAAGUGAAACAAAAAUAUUUGGUCGUGAUAAGGAGCUGGAGCAAUUAUUGAGAUUUCUCAAUGUACCUGAGAAUUCAAAACGCAAGAGAGCAACUAGAUCAAUCAAUGUAUCAACAAGCAACCAUGUUGGUAACAAAUCAAGAAUAUUCUGUCUUCCUGUUUUGCCAAUAGCUGGAAUUGGUGGUGUUGGAAAGACUACUUUGGCCCAGCUUAUCUGCAACCAUCAACGAGUGAGGUCCCACUUUGACCUGAUAAUUUGGGUUUGUGUCUCAGAUGACUUUGAUGUGAAGAGGCUAACUAAAGAGGCCAUACAAUCCUGUACUAGAAAUGAGGGAACAAACGAUAAUCUGGAUUCUCUUCAGCAUGCUCUUUCAAACAAAGUGGAAAACAAAAGGUUAUUGAUAGUCCUAGAUGACAUGUGGGAUGAAGCCUUGAAGGAAAAUGGACAGUGUUGGAAGAGGUUUUGUGCACCUUUUAGAAAUGUCCAAGAGGGAAGUAUGAUGUUGGUCACCACUAGAUGUCCAAAAGUUAUAGAGGGGGUGCGCACAAUGGAUCCGGUUAACUUAGAAGGUCUAAAGGAUGACGUCUUUUGGAAUUUCUUCAAAUUGUGUGCGUUUGGAUCUGAGGAGUCUAACAAUGAUGCCGAGUUAGAGCGCAUUGGUAGAGGAAUACUUCGUAAACUGAAGGGUUCUCCUUUGGCUGCCAAAACGUUGGGACGUAUGUUAAGCAUGGACCUUCAAGCAUCACAUUGGAAUUUUAUACUUGAGAGUCAACUAUGGGAGUUGAGACAAGAGGAGACAGAUAUUUUGCCUGCGCUUCGGUUGAGCUACAUGUAUUUACCAUUCUAUUUGAAGCAGUGUUUCGCAUUUUGUGCGGUGUACCCAAAAGAUUACAAAUUCCAGAAGGAACGCUUGGCUGAAAUUUGGGUAUCAGAAGGCUUUGUGGAACCGCAAGGUGGUGUUCCAAUUAAAGUUAUUGGCCAUCGCUAUUUUGAAGACCUUGUAGCACGGUCCUUCUUUCAAAAAGUUGGUGGUGGAUAUGUAAUCCAUGACUUGCUGCAUGACAUGGCUCAAAAGGUUUCUGAGCACGACUGCUUCAUCUUAAGAAAUAAGAGUGACUUUGAUAAGGUUCCCCAGAAUGUUCGUCAUCUUUACGUACUCCCUAGCCGCGACUUUGAUGAUUCCAACUUGUUGACACUAUGCAAGUACACGAAGCUGCGUACCCUAAUUUGCAAGAAGAAUUUAGGGCAAAAGACAUGUUUUGCAAUGGCUCAUUGGUGUACUAAUCUUUUGCGUAUGCGUGUUAUUUCUUGUGCCUUCACAAAUAAGUUACCAGAUAAUAUUGGCAACUGGAAGCAUCUUCGGUACCUUGAAAUCUCGAGAGCUUGUCCUUCAAAGAGGAUUCCUUCAUCUUUCUGUUGGCUAUAUAAUCUGCAGAUUUUAAAAGCCAAGAAAUGCAUGCUAGAAAACUUGUCCAAUGACUUUGGUAAGUUGACCGGUUUACAAAAAUUCGAACUACAUGGAUUUACUCUUGAUUCACGGAGGAUAAACUUAAAUGAUAUACACGCAAUUGGUACCUUCCCAUCACUGUCAGUGACAGACCUAACCAUUGAGAGGAACCAAAAUAUAUCAAGCCUGGAACAAUUUCUGCAUCCAGAGUGUGUACCAGCCAUCAAGAAAAUCAGAAUUGAAUAUUGCACUAUGUUGGCAACAAUACCAACUGAAAAGUUUGGGGAUUUGCAUUUCCUUGAAGAGCUGGACAUCGGCUCUUGUCCAAACAUCCGCUCCCAAAGACUGGUAUCGUCGUCCCUUAAGAAGCUCAUCCUGCGUGGUGCUGGUCUCUUUUGCAAUAUUGAUUGCUGCUCCCUCACCUACUUUUAUUUAGCAAGUGGGCGUGUCACGACCAUCCAACUACAAACGUGGAGUCUUCCAUCUCUACGGGAGUUAACCAUCAUUUGCCAAUCUCUUACAUCUAUUGGAGGCAGCAUUACAACAUUCUCAUCCCUUACUGUCCUAACAGUUAAAUAUUGUUAUAAAUUGUUAACCCUUGAUGAUCUCUUAACACAAGAAUGUCUACUUGCUAUUGAGGAAAUUCACGUCACAGAUUGUCUCGAGUUACUAUCCCUGCCAUUUGAAAGGUUUGGGAGUUCGCCUAAUCUGAAACAUCUGGUGGUUGAUAACUGCCCAAGUCUCAACUGGCAAAGAGGCUUGGUGUUGCCAUCAUCUCUCCAAAGGCUCAGCUUACAGUGGUGUGGGAAUAUCUCUCCAUAUGUUCCGAGCUGCCUACAGAGCCUCACAUCCCUUGUCUCACUUGAAAUUGGUGGAUGCAAUGGUAUAACAUCCAUUCCAGGCAACAUUUGGCACAGUUAUCUCGCUUCUCUUGAGAACUUGGUGAUUCAGGAUUGUCCAAACCUAGUUUCAAUUGGUGGAGCAAACGCAGUUGCACAAAUAAAAAAGGUGAUGAUACUCAGAUGUCCAAACUUAGAGGAAGCAGAGCAGAUCAAUAGAUGA